Molecule: messenger RNA, 2230 nt
Organism: Haplochromis burtoni (Burton's mouthbrooder)
Lineage: Eukaryota; Metazoa; Chordata; Actinopteri; Cichliformes; Cichlidae
Product: P2Y purinoceptor 14-like
Exons: 2
Coding region: 160-1176 (338 amino acids)
Biological process (GO): G protein-coupled receptor signaling pathway
Cellular component (GO): membrane
Molecular function (GO): G protein-coupled purinergic nucleotide receptor activity
Source: RefSeq, a predicted model, not a curated record
AUUUAUUUUCUCCAGAAACAUGGGUGACUCAACAAAUGCGACGUCAUCUCCCAACCUCCGACCCUGUGAUGUUGUCAGAACACCAGUCCAUGCUUUCUUUGUGGUGGUUUACAGUCUGUUGUUUCUGGUAAGUUUCAGAUUUUCACAUGUGCUCAAGACAUGGAACUUCAGCACACCUGCUCUGGUACAAAUUGGUUUAAGGUUCUCUGUGCAUCUACCAAAGUCCUGCCUUCCCCAUCCUUUCUGCACCGCAUUCAGGUGGGUUUACUCCUCAAUGGCUUCAUCAUGAAGUUUUACUGUUGUCGGGCUCAGCAGCAGGCAUCGAGCAGCUUGAUGGUCUACCUGAAGAACCUGACAGCUGCUGACUUCCUGCUCUGCCUCUCUCUGCCACUGCGCAUCGCCCACUAUGCCAGCAGCUCUCCUAUUGUUCAGGAGCUCUACUGCAGCUUUGGAGCUUCUGCCUUGUACCUCAACAUGUACGCCAGCAUCAUAUUUAUGGGGUACAUUGCUGCCAACAGGUAUCUGAAGAUCGUCCAUCCUUCAGGAACUCACGUCCUGCAGACAGUGCGAACUGCCCACAUCAUCUCCAUGGUCACCUGGGUUUUUCUUCUGGCUGCAUCAAUUACAUACACCAUCCUGUUUUUCAUCACCAAGAAACCACUGACCUCAAACUCCAUCAGGUGUGGUUAUAUGUUAAGGACAUCGGUCAACCUGUUCUCCAAAAUUACCCAUGUCAGCUGCACCAUCAUCUUCCUCGUGGUCUCCAUAUCCCUGGUCUUCUUCUACUACAGCACCUCCUGUAGGGUGUUGCAGGCACAGCAGAGGCAGCUGGCCUCCUCUGGCUCUGAGAAGCUGGUGAAGUCUCGCAGGAACAUGUUGGUGCUGGUCAGCAUCUUCUGUGUUUGCUUUGUCCCCUAUCACCUCGUUCGACUUCCCUAUACUUUUCUGUGGAGCAGCUGCUCUGUUGGUUCAGUGUUGUACUACCUGAAGGAAGUGGCCACCAUGGUGUCAGUUUUCAACAUCUGUCUGGACCCUCUUGUUUACUUUUACCUCUGUAAGACUUUUCGGACUCAGGUGAACCUGAGAAAGGCUUUGAGGGGGAAGAACAUCCAACAAGCAAACCAGGAGAGUGAGAGCAGGAAGGAGCAGGCUGACAUUGUUACAGCAACAAGUUAAACCAAUGAGCUUUAAGGAAAAGUUCAACAUGUUAAUAAAUGCUAAGAUGUACAUUUGUUUUGAGAGUCAGAUGAGUUCAGUGAUGUGAUGGAUCCCAAGUCUUCAUGAACUCAGCACAAACACACUCCCAUGCAGAGAACAUGCGUGUUCAUGUUUCCACUGUCAGACUUUAUCUUCUCAGUCUUUGAGGUUUUCUCAUCUUCUGCUGAUGUCACAAAACCAAAUAUCAUUUUUCUCAUUCAAAUCAUGAUCUCAGCCUGCUCAAAGGUUGUGGUUUCUCCUCUGAAUCUUAUCAGCAGGUUCAAUCAGCAGCUUUUAAUUUAUUUAUAAAGCUUAGCAGAAGUAGUCAAACACAUGUCAGACACUGAAGGAACACUCUCUACUCUCUACUCUUUAUUUCAGUUGUAAUAAAGUCCUGUGACACAGUUUCACAGUAAAAGUCGAUAAAUGGUCCCCCUGUAGUUGUAACAUUUUCUUUUUUAUCCUGCAGUUGUGUAACAGGAACUAACAGCUUUGUGGGUGUCCAGUUUCCCUUGGGGCUGUAACUUUUAUGAUAUUCAUCGUUUUAAGCCAAUUUGAACCAUCUUGUGGUUUCAGCGUGAUUUGAAUCAGCUCAGCUAUCUGUCACCUCUCUGGUUCACACGAAUAUCCUUUAUCACUACUGUGAGUGUUUUCGUCUUUCCCUUAAAGAGAAGAAAAACAGUCAAAAUAUGAACCGUAUAUCAGGGGUAGCAGUAGUUACUGUAGCUAACUGUGAAAUAUUGCCACGCUUGCAGCUGUAAAUGGCCAAUUAUCAUUCAUGUUCUCCCUGAAAAUGUCUUUAUGUGUGCAUACAUCAGUAUAUCCUCACAAUACACUUUAUUGUAACACUUGGAAGAACAACUGCGCUCUAUCUUUGGGUCUGCACCGUACUCAGUGAUGUGCUGUUAACAACACUCUACCUAUGUGUCACAGACUCCAAGCUCUGCUGAGGCGCUCGUCUUUGACACAAGUUACCACACCAAUCACUUCCUGGGUGGUCUCUUUCACAUUAAAAGCUUAAUUUGUGCUUAUG